GCCCAUCCAUAGUGCGUCCCGGCUGCAGCGCCGCAAGUAGCAGAACCGGGUGCAACGCGGCGGAGAGGAGAACCCGUUACUUCUGCCGGUACCUCAGAUAGAUCCGCCCAGGGACAGCAUGGCGGACCGGGAGCAGUUGCUCCAGAGAGCCCGUUUGGCGGAGCAGGCGGAGAGAUAUGAAGAUAUGGCUGCAGCUAUGAAGUCGGUUACAGAACUCAAUGAACCAUUGUCUAAUGAGGAUCGGAACUUGCUGUCCGUCGCUUACAAGAAUGUAGUUGGCGCCCGAAGAUCCUCCUGGCGUGUUAUUAGCAGCAUCGAACAGAAGACUCUGGCCGACGGCAAUGAGAAGAAGCUGGAGAAGGUGAAGGCUUACAGAGAGAAGAUCGAGGCUGAGCUAGAAGGAGUAUGUAGUGAAGUGCUGUCGCUGCUCGAUAAGUUUCUGAUCAAGAAUUGCAAUGACUUCCAGUAUGAAAGCAAAGUGUUCUACCUGAAGAUGAAGGGGGAUUACUAUCGGUACCUCUCAGAAGUGGGUUCUGGGGACAGGAAGCGAAGCGUGACAGAAGCAUCUGAAGCUGCUUACAAGGAGGCCUUUGAGAUCAGCAAGGAACACAUGCAGCCAACUCACCCCAUUCGCCUGGGCUUGGCCCUAAAUUUCUCUGUCUUCUAUUAUGAGAUACAGGGUAACCCUGAACAGGCCUGUCUCCUGGCCAAGCAGGCCUUUGAUGAUGCUAUCGCUGAGCUGGACACGCUAAAUGAGGAUUCCUACAAGGACUCCACCCUCAUCAUGCAGCUCCUACGUGACAACCUGACCCUGUGGACAAGUGAUCAGCAAGAUGAAGAGACCGGUGAAGGAAAUAACUAAAGAGGGUUUUGCGUCUUGCUACAGCCCAUUACCUACCCGCUCCCCUCCACCACAUGCCACCCCCCACCGCUUCCCCUGACAUGUCCCUGUGCUUAUCAUAUCCGAAUCAUUGGCACAACUGCUCAUAUUGCUACGUGCCCGGGGAGACGGGUUACCGUGGCGUCCUCUUGGGCAUUGCUGGAUGGCGUUGGUGCAUCAGCCGUUACUCGGGCUGCCCUCGCAUAGAUCAGGGGAUUAGGGAAGCUGCUGUUACAGAGAGGCGCCCGCGCUCUCCUUGCCGAUAGGGCACGUACGGGCUGGAACGAUGCAAAGUGGUCCCGUUUUAUUUUGUAACGAAACUGGUUUUAGUUUCCAUUUGUGCAGCAUUCCCUGUGCAUGUAAAGGACUGCCCACUUUCUUUCUUUGCGUGUAAGCACCCCACAGUUUAGACUGUGGUUGGAUGCUGAUCCCAUAAAGUGAAAGAUGGGGGUCCACCUGUUUUUGUUAGCUAACAAUAGACGUUUUUUAAAUGUGAGCUUUGUGGAGUUUCUAUUUGCUCUUUUAACUUAUGUCGUGAUAACUCUGCACCCUUAUGAGUUUGAAUGCCCUGAAAGUACCUGUGUUUUUAUUUUUUAUUUCUAAUCAUUCUAAUUAUGCCGGUAAAUUUUCAAGGGCCUCAUUAUUUGGUUGUAAGCCUUGUGUAGGCCAGGCCUUCUCAGGACUGACUGCAUCUGCACAGUGUGUAUUAGCCUGUUAUGAAGGAUGCCAAUAAAAUGCCAGACACCCAAUAUAAAUGUUUUGGAAUUCUGUGGAUGAAAUAAAUGCUGCUUUGAGGAGAAUAUGA
Molecule: messenger RNA, 1685 nt
Organism: Hyla sarda
Lineage: Eukaryota; Metazoa; Chordata; Amphibia; Anura; Hylidae
Gene: YWHAH
Product: tyrosine 3-monooxygenase/tryptophan 5-monooxygenase activation protein eta
Exons: 2
Coding region: 119-862 (247 amino acids)
Biological process (GO): signal transduction
Cellular component (GO): cytoplasm
Source: RefSeq, a predicted model, not a curated record